UUUUGGGUGUGAAUGUUAAACACAAUAAGGAAACCACGCGUCUGCCUUCAUUUUCAACUGCUACAGAACAAAGGAAUAUCCAUACGCAGCUUAGUAAAAUACUGUAUAAAAUACGUAUUUUCUUGUUCAAUCACAUUCACACACACACACAGAGAAGUAGUAUUAUAUAUUAGAAUUAUCAGUGCUUUUCUGCUUCUCUGAUUUUGAUGCAAAUGGAUAAACAUUAAAAAAUUAAAAUAAGUUUUUAAAAACAUUAAACUAAAAACAGAAAUAUAUAGUUGUUCUUUGUCCGUAUCAAUUCAUGUCCCUACUGACAUUUUUUGAAGGUGUAUCAGAGGAAAAACUAGCAACAAAUUGCCGGUUAGUAUUUUAAGCACCGAGAGGUUCUUAAAAGAUGCUUAAAAGGAGAAACAAGUUGCUUUAGAAGAGGCAUGUUUAUUCAGUCCAAUGGCCGACUCUGCUGUAGAAUCUGAUGCGUCUGGCCCGAGAUUUAUAAGCAGCUCAUUUUUCAAUUUUCCUGGGUUUUUUGUGGGGUUUGGUUCUAGAGGUUCAUCCGAUACUGACUCAGUUAGGAGUCCAACGUCUCCUCUUGAUUUCAGUUUCUUCUCAAGUCUUAGUAACCCGUUUGGCCAUAGGUCCCCAAAAUCACCAACACAAAUUGACCAGCAAAAGAAAUGGAAUAGCAGUAAAGUAGGUCUUGGCAUCAUAGAUUUACUUGCUGAUGAAAGUAAACCGCCUGCUGCUGUUCUUAACUCCCAAAAGAGAAAGAAUAUUAUCUUUGGAUCGCAGGUGAAGACCGGUUUUGCGGGGAGAUCCAACUCGUUGCCUAUAGACUACAUGCUUUUGAUACUACCAGAAAGCAGAACUCCUAAACCCCAAUUAGGUAAAUCAAAUUCUGAUGUCGUCUUCGGUGACGAAGGAGUCGGGUUAGACUGUAAACCAUUUGAAACCUCUUCGCCAAUUAGCUUAUCCCCAAAAUCCCCUUUGAGCUCUAAGAAGUUUUGUUCGGAGAAUAGAAAUACUAGUAUCAGAAGUUUCUCACUUUCUGAUGACGGCGAUAAGAAAACAGAUGAUUCUUCCGAAAGCAGAUCAAGUUCACUUCCAGUACCUAUUGGCUCAAGCAGUGGACGUGUAGCUUCUCUCUCUGCACGUGAGAUUGAGCUUUCUGAGGAUUAUACGUGUAUAAUUUCUUAUGGUCCAAACCCGAAAACAACUCACAUUUUCGGUGACUGUAUUUUGGAAUGUCACACAAAUGAGUUGUCCAAUUUUGACACGGAGUCUGCAUUUCCUCAAGAGGUUAAUUGCCCGGAGGGUUCGACUCCGAUCCCAUCUGAUGAGUUUUUGAGCUUCUGUUACUCUUGCAAGAAAGAGUUGAAGACAGAAGAUGACAUUUAUAUGUGCAGAGGUGAGAAAGCAUUUUGCAGUUUUGAUUGCGGCGCUGAGGAAAGUUUUGAUGAGGAUGAGACAGGGAAUACUUAUGAUAAUUCCCCUGAGGACUCUUCCAAGUGCAGCUACCAUGAAGAUCUUUUUCUAACUAGUAUGCCAAUUGCAAUGUAAGCGAUAAAGAAGUGGAUCAUCGACUCUUGAAGAGCUGUUUAUCUGCAGCCAUGGAUGAUCUCAGAGGUGAAUCAUGCUGUUGUAUUGUUUUUGUUUUUGUAGUUGAGGCAUAAACAUGAUGUCUAGAUUGUUGUGAUCCUACAUUCUUAAUUAGAUGGGUUAAAAGUGGCCAAGAGCCCUCACUCAUCAGUUUUUACCCAUUUAAAGUAUCCUAAGAGUUCAUGUAGUGCCGUUGGAACCUUUUAAAAUCAAUACUAAAGAUACUUUUCUCUUCA
This is a messenger RNA of Mercurialis annua (annual mercury), 1832 nucleotides long. Its product is annotated as FCS-Like Zinc finger 10-like. The coding region runs from base 448 to 1557 and encodes 369 amino acids. Lineage: Eukaryota; Viridiplantae; Streptophyta; Magnoliopsida; Malpighiales; Euphorbiaceae. The record is from RefSeq and is a predicted model, not a curated record. The transcript has 3 exons.